AUGCGGGUGCGGCGGCACAAGGAAGAGGCUUGGGAGCCGCUGAUGUUCGCCUUCCGCGACGCCUGCGUGACCGAAGGUUUCCCGGAUGGGCAGGACAUGAACAACCCCGACUCCACUGGCGUCGCCCCCCUUCCGAUGAACAACGUGGCCGGCGUACGCCUCAGCACCGCGUUGUCCUACAUCAACCCGGUGCGCCACCGGCUGAACCUGACCAUCCGUCCCAAUGCGCUGACCACCCGGAUACUGUUCGACGGUAAGCGCGCCACCGGUGUCGAGGUGGAGAGCGGCGGAGAGCCCUUCGUGGUGGAAGGGGAGCUUAUCGUCCUGUCUACCGGCUCCAUAGCCUCACCUCACCUCUUGAUGGUAUCGGGAGUGGGCCCGCGGGACCAUUUAGCUGGCGUGGGAGUCCCGGUAGUCCACGACUUGCCGGGCGUGGGACAGAACUUCCGAGACCAUCCCCAAGCCCCGGUGACUUUCAGUGCCCAGGAGGGCUUCCCCAUGAAUUUCGAUGCGCCAAGGACCCAGUUGGGCUUGCGUUACACCGCCACGGGGUCCGACCUGCGCAACGACAUGGUGGUAUUCCCGACCACCUUUUCCACACGAUGGGAGACCUGA
This is a messenger RNA of Geodia barretti, 615 nucleotides long. The record is from the annotation of a GenBank genome assembly. NCBI's taxonomy places the organism in Eukaryota, Metazoa, Porifera, Demospongiae, Tetractinellida, Geodiidae.